ACAUUCAUAAGAUGUCCUACGAAUGCCAUUCCAUAUUAAAUUGUCAUGAGUUAUAGAGUUGAUUCUAAUUUGCAUGGAUUUGGCAAUGACUAAUCCUCUUUAAAACACCGCCCUACUCCCAUAUACACACCCUGUUAAUGGCUUAUGCUAUAUUUACAACAGUGACUUACUUAGGAUGGGGAUAACAAAAUCUGAAGUCUAACAGAGCUGAAGUGCAUCGAUUUGGCAAAGACUGCUCUUUAGUGGCAAUUCCUAGAUCGGUAAGCCCAUCAUGGCCCACGGGAUUUGACGGACAGAAAUCCCUCUGACCGUUGGAUGGAGGAAGAUAAUUUAUCCAACAGAGGCACUUUAAGAUCUGAGCAGAUGCCGUUACGUGAUGAGGUGACAGAGGUUGGACUGGUAGACGCAAAACCUAUCUCCCACAGUACCAGCAAGCGGAAGAGAAAAAGUUCUUUUUCUGGGAUGAACAUCUGUGAGAACAACCUCAGAAGUUCUGGGGAGCAUGUUGAGAUGGUCGGCUGUGCAGAAGGGCCGUGCAAUCGGUCUCCCGAAAGGGUGCAAGAGAAAGACAAAACAGCUUGUGAACCCUUGGGAGCUACCACUCCCUCUAGACUUCUUCCUGGGCCAGUCUUGAGCCCUAAGAAGCGAAAGCUGAUUUUACACAUCGAUUUGAACAACACCAUCCUGGUCUCGGAUGCAAUUACUAAACAGGACCCCAGUGCGGCUUUAAACUGUUACCUGAGUACAGUGACCUGGGGAAAACUUAGCCACACAGGGGAGUGGCAGUGGGUCAGUGAGUCUCCCUCUUUGCACCCUCCCUGCCAAGGCGCUGUGAGUUUCUAUUCGCAGUAUGGCCGCAACACCAAAUUCACAGAGACGCCCUGUGGGAAGAAAUUCCAGGACCUUCACAGGCAACACUUGAAGCUGCUAGAAUGGCAGGCUCAGCCUCACCCUCAGCUCUCCGUCAAAGGUGAGCAGGCCAGGCACUACCACUUGGUGCUGCCUUCCUUCUUCCGCCUCCUGGAAAGCUUGCAUCGAGAAGGGAGGGAGUUUGCGGUCAUCUUUCGUACCUUCGGCACAGACCUGCCUCGUGUCCUGCGGGCGGUGAGCUGCGCCCUGGAGGGGCAGCACCCCGGCUUCCCUGCCCUGGGAGGAAUCUCGUUGCCUGUAGAUCUCAGGCUUGGAAAGAUACGUUGCAGCAAGAAAAAAGUGGCAUUGAGCCAUGGAGCCGAGCAGCUCUCCAGCGACGACGGGUGCAGGAAAAUGUAUGCCUAUUUCAGCUCCCGGGAAGGCAUCAGUGGUUUCCAGGACCACUUUGAAUGGUGGGCUAAGAAUAAUUAUUCCAGCCAAGGUGGAAAGCCCAUUUGGGUAGAUCCUCAGGACCCCAGAGUCCAACAUAUCUGUAUAGAUGACAACAUCCGACUGACCGAUUCCGACACCAUUGUCCAUCCUCAGGUAUUCUUAGGGCAAGGAGGUGACUCUCCCCAGACAAUUCCUACUUCGGAGCUCUAUGACAUCUGUCUAGUCCAAACAGACCUUCUGGAAGCCAUUGCCGAUGUGAACUAUUUCUGCCACUGCAUAAAACGCUGUGAAGAGAAUUACGAGAACUAUUUGUCCAGAGUUGGGGCCUGCACCUAAAGGCUCUUUGUGGUACUGCAAGGAGCAAAGAACUUGAAUCUCCCAGUUGGCUGCUGCUUGUCUACCUCCCAACGAAGUCAGUAUUCUUGUUUUAAUUUCCUGGUGAGGGCUCCAUGUUGGAAGCUUCUUGAGAAGAAAGCUGGGCCUUCAAGCAAGGAAACAUGCUGCCUGUUUCCUCUGUUGCUGCCUGAAUCAGAGCAUCUAAAUAGAGGUGGCUGUGUUUUAUUUAUAAUAUUUAUUCAGCACUUAGUGGGUGGGAUUUUCUUGCCCUACAGAUGAGUGAUCUCCAAGAAGCUGGUGGCUCACCAACUCACCAACUGCACUUCAAAACUAUUCUAUAAGCCAGCCUUUCAUCUCCGACUGCUUUUGCUGGUAGCUUGGCUAUGAUGACCUCUGACCCUGAAACAUAAUGCCUGUGCUAAGCAAGCUGUGGAGAGAUAUGGCUUCAAGGGCAGCCAAAUGAGGAAUUCAACAAGCCAUUGAUGGUUGUGGGUUUACUAGAUUUCUGUCGCUUCAGUUCUCUGUCUCUGCUGGAUUCCCAGUGUUUGAGCUGAGUUUUGCUCUCUGCCAGCAUUGAUCUGUACACAGAAAAGAACCCAGCAUUUUAGAAAGAUAUAGAGACUAAUUUUACUGGCUGGAGAAAGGUGAUCCUGUCUUUCCUUGACAACCAGCCCCUUCCAGCUCUCUAGUUAAGAAAGUUUUUAAAAAACAACAACAACCACACACACACUUUUUCUUGAUUCUUUUGCCAAUUCACUGUGUAUGAGGUCUUUGAGAAUAUUUAUAGCUCAGGGCAGAACUGUGAGGUUCUCGGUCCUCUCUGAGCUGGGUUGUUUUCUUGUAGACAUUCCACUACCAAACUAAGGCAAGGUCAUCGGUGCACUGAUGACGUUACCUAGUUUGGUAAUGAAAGGUUUGCAAGAAAACAACCAAGCAAUGAUGGCACCAAGAGACCUCACAGUUCAACACUGAACUACAAGUAUUCUUUUUUUUAAUCAAUUCACUGUAUUGCUAUGUGGAGAAGACAGUACUUUGCUCACAACUUCCUCCUUCCCAAACCAGGUGAGCAGGAUUUGGUUUGUUGUUUUGAAUAUGAGCCCAGAAUUUUAGCUAUUGCUCAAAAGAAUAGCUUUUAACUCCCCAGCAGUGGGAAUUAGGAGUCAUUUGCUGGAGCUCAGCUAAAAAAGUCUGUUUCACGAGUCUGUUCUUGUCUUUUCCUGGGCUUUUAGGUAGCAUUUUGUCGUUGGAGAGAUCUGGUCCAAUGUAGCAGAUGUAGGAUGUAAGAUGUAGGAUGACACUUUCAGAAUGGUUAAAUGUAAAGAAAGGUAGUUUUAAGCACCAGCUGUUACUCAUUUUAAAUAAAGUAGUUUCUUUGUGCUCAUAACUGCAUAUUUCUGAACACCAGAUAGUGGAGUAUUAUAUCGCAUAAGAAGGUUUUGCUUUCUUGUUCCAGUUGUGUAUUUCUUAAAAACAAUUAUUUAGCCAUAGCCGGAUGCAGAAUUAAAAGGAUUCUUGGUUUGAUAUGUGAGGCUGAGGGGAUGUAAGAUGCUCUCUGUUGCAGGUCUCCAGAGAGCUAUUCAGUACAUUUCUGUACAAUUUUUUUUCUGUUCACAUCUAGUCCGUGGAGAGCACAGGCAAGAAAUUGAGAACAAGGCAAGGGCGGGUGACUUUUAAAUUUAGAGAACUUAACUAUAUGACAGUCCUCAGAUAUGCAAAUGGAGAAACACUCAGGGUUUUGCUGCAGAGGCCUGGCUACGAAUUCCUUGCCCAUCCAGCUGGAAAAUAUAGCUUGGGUAGAUUUUUUGCAGAGGUCAUUACUGGAUGCUAUAGCACAUUUUCACAUGGUUGUUGUAACCUUAUCUGCCGUGUCAUUUGUAAGCUGCUUCAGUGCCCAUAUGGUGAAUCUCAGGUAAGUGCCAGGCUAGCUGGCAAUGCCAGCCUGUGACAGUGACAAAUGCUGAAGAUUAGGAGCAUUUCUCCUCUGGCCCUCCAUAGCCCAGGUGCAAUUAAAAAAUACAAUUGAUCGGCCUGCCCUCAAAGAGUCACGGAAGUGGAAUUAGGGGGACAUUCUGAACAGCUUCACCCAAACCUGCCUUUCUGGAGGCUGGUGUUAAGAUUUAUAUACUGAACCAGAGGCCACUUUGGCCCAGGCUGUGGGGACUGUAACCAUCUGCCUUCAAAUAAUCAGAAAGAGGCUGAGCUUGUUGGAGAUCAAUUUGUGAUGCUUAGUAACCAAUUGACUGGAGCAUUUUAUUUUUAUUUCACUUUCUCACUUUCUUGACAGUCGGGCUCAAGCACUCCACAUUUAGCAUCUGUGUGGCAGGGUCCCUUGCUUGGGUUUUCAUUCAUAACUGAUUUAGUACAUUAUUUUGAAAUGCCUAAGAUCUCACCAAAACCAGAGCUCACUUAAGCAUCACAGGAGAAAUGCUAUGUUAGUCUCUAGGUGGCAUCUGAUGAGCUGGAGCUGCUGAAAACUUCGACUUUUUAAUAAAGCCAGGUUGGUCGGAAAGGCUGCUUUCAAUUCCUCAGGAUUUCAAGCCAGUUUGGGAUCUCUGCCAAGAGAGGAGGGGAGGGCUAGCAAAAGGCUCUCAGCUGGAAGUGGUUUAAAAGGAGAGCAUUCUGCAGAUUGUGAAGUGGAAGCCUGAGGUAAGUGCUUUCUUGCCUUUGCAAAACAGGAUCCCCCCCCCUCUGGGGACCCUCCCCACCAGAACCCUUGAAUGACUGUUCCCACCCCUUCUCCCCUUUGCUUCCUGAGAAGUGAAUGGCAGCGGCUCUCCACCAAGUCCCUCCUCUUCAAUUACAGAUUCAGUUGCCAUCGAGACUGAGGGAUUUAGGUAACCGGCACCUCCUAUUUUGCACCUGCUAUAGAAAUCAGGCCUGCCCGGGCCUCCUCUUCCCGCUCUCCAGCUCUAUGAGAUUGUAGACUCUACAACGCUACUGCUAUUCAUAAACUUCCAGUCCCUCCCCCCCAGGGCCCAAUAGGAAGGUCAAGAUUUAAUGUUGCUGACAAGUAAUCAAGUAAUCGGGAGUAAGUCCCCGCUCCUGAGUCCCCAUGGUGGGAUCCCCGAAUUCAAUCAGUGUGAACUCUUUUACAGUCUUGAAUCUUUCAGCCACUAUUUUUGUACCAUUUGCAGAAGGUACAAUUAGAAUUGGCUUCCCCACCCUGAUUUCACCUUUUAAAAGUUGUUUUGAUUUUAAACGCUCCAGUUUUGAGGGCUUGAGCAGAGCUGUCUGGGGGAAGUUGGGGGUAAAAAAAAAAAAGAAGACAGACAGUGGCGAGCUAAUCUCUUUUCCAAAGCGACAAGGAGAUCUGCCUGGAUUGUAAAUUUCAAAAGUGGAGCUCGACUUGAUAAUGCUAUUGAAUUUUUUUAAAAAAACGUUUAUUCCAGAUAACGUCAGCCGUCCACAUUUCAUUGGUACCAAAAUAGGCUGCUGUAUAACCUUUUUUAAAAAUUACCUUUCAGGCACAAGCAAUGCACAUAUUAAAAGGACUAGGGGAUUAUGAUAGCAGUGAAAGGGAUAAAUUAAGGAUUAAGUAUAGAAUGUUUUCAAGAUUGUAAUUGGAAGGUUGUCUUUUUCCUUCCAGAAACCUGCAGAGGACUGAUUUUUUAUUACAUAUUAUUUGAGCAGGUGCUUGAACUUUGCACACUGUCCGAGUAAACUAGCUUUAUUUGGGCACUGUUGAAAGAGCAUUAUUUGUGUUCACUGUUGGGGCUUUGUUUGUAAACUCCCGUUACGUUUCAUGUGUCUGUUCAAAAAUUAAACCAAGGAAAGAGCCUAGAAAUAAAGUAUUUUGCAGA
This is a messenger RNA of Ahaetulla prasina, 5438 nucleotides long. RefSeq lists its product as uncharacterized. The transcript has 6 exons. The record is from RefSeq and is a predicted model, not a curated record. Lineage: Eukaryota; Metazoa; Chordata; Lepidosauria; Squamata; Colubridae. Bases 316 to 1638 code for a protein of 440 amino acids.